UAACGAAUUUAUUCAUUCUAAAAAUCUCCCAACCUUCCAAUUUCUUGCACAAACCUUGAAUUCAAUUGUAUUUCUAGACAACUCAUACAUAUGGCUAUGUCUCCUACUGCAGCCCUUGCUGCUCAAUUUCCCUCUUCGUCUUCAUUCGUCUCGUGUAAGAGACAUCCGAACUCCAAUAUUGUUAAUUUUCCAAAUUUGUUAAGUCACACUGGGAAGGUUAGAAGAUCUCUAAGUGUGCAUGGUUUAUUUGGUGGGAAGAAGGAUAACAAUGACAAGGGUGAUGAAGGUAACAAGCCAGGAUUUAUGGGAAAUAUGCAAAAUUUAUACGAAACAGUAAAGAAGGCGCAGAUGGUUGUCCAAGUUGAGGCAGUACGAGUGCAAAAAGAACUUGCUGCAGCUGAAUUCGAUGGCUAUUGUCAAGAUGAGCUUAUAAAGGCAACACUCUCUGGAAAUCAACAACCUGUCCGUAUUGAGAUCACGGAUGCUGCAAUGGAGUUGGGAGCUGAGAAACUCUCUCUUCUUGUGACGGAGGCAUACAAGGAUGCACACCAGAAGAGCGUUGAGGCCAUGAAAGAAAGAAUGAGCAAUCUAGCUCAGAGCUUAGGAAUGCCAGGAGGAAUGCCACAGGGUUUAGGAGACAGUCUCAAGUAAAAUUUGGGGAUGAUGGAUUUAACAGAGUUUUCAAUUUUGUAAACACAAUAAUAGUUGGUUCUACCCAUUUUAAUGUUAUACUUGUACUCCAAUAUAAGGAUCCUUUUCUCUUUA
This is a messenger RNA of Salvia splendens (bonfire salvia), 765 nucleotides long. RefSeq names its product nucleoid-associated protein At4g30620, chloroplastic. NCBI's taxonomy places the organism in Eukaryota, Viridiplantae, Streptophyta, Magnoliopsida, Lamiales, Lamiaceae. Bases 91 to 651 code for a protein of 186 amino acids. Gene Ontology annotation, molecular function: DNA binding. The record is from RefSeq and is a predicted model, not a curated record. The transcript is spliced from 7 exons.